Molecule: messenger RNA, 1248 nt
Organism: Ramularia collo-cygni
Lineage: Eukaryota; Fungi; Ascomycota; Dothideomycetes; Mycosphaerellales; Mycosphaerellaceae
Exons: 2
Coding region: 1-1248 (415 amino acids)
Molecular function (GO): protein binding
Source: RefSeq, a predicted model, not a curated record
AUGUCGAUCCUGGCCUUACCCCCGGUCCCGCUCGCCAUGGUCGCUGAAAACCUUCCCAGCAGCGACCUAAUCCACAUCAGGCGAGCACACCGCAUCUUCCGUGAUGUCACGCAACGACGGUYCGGCAGAACGUAUUUUGCCAAUCUCAGUCACAUCUUCACAGAGCAAAGUCUGAGGGUACUUCUCGGCAUUGCUCGCAUCCCAGAAUUCCGGAAACAAGUAGAAGUUGUAUCUUUCACGGCAGUGAUGGUAGAAGAAGAAAAAUUUGACUCCAUGCCACCUGGCUGGAAGACGAUGGUGCAACUCGGGUGGCCUCUACAAUGCCCGGAGUUGGGAGGUGUUGGCCAGAUACGCAGCUCAGAGAUCCAAUCUCGCCUUCUGAGGGAUGCGCUGCGGUGCUUCGCAGCGAAUAGUGAACCACCACAAAUCUUGUACCAGAGCCAAGACGAUAUGCCGUACGCCACGGGUCUGAACCGCUUGCGCCGGGAUCUCAAUAUCGCCCCCUCGGACCUAAAGCCAACUGGCGGAGAUUCGCCACCCACAACAUUGAUGAACGGCAUAUUCACAGCUGGCUACCCGCUUGAAUCUUUGGAAUUCGAUUUAGCUUCAAACUUCUAUUCGCUCUCCUGUCGAGUCUUCGAUGGAUACCAUCACAACAGAGCAAGAGCAGCGGGAUGCUGGCACAGCUUGACCAGCCUUUCUCUUGCCUUGGUACCGCCUUCAGAUGAAUGGGCAUUCAACAGCACUGUGGCGAUUCGGGGUGUUCUAGCGGAUGUCCACAAUUUGACAGACUUGACUCUACAAUCCAACGAGGCAGACGACCUCUCGGUUCCCAUGACGGAGACACCGGAGAACUUUAUGUCAGUGAUUGUGGCAUCGGUCGCAUCCAGACGGCUUGAUACCGUCUCCCUGACUGGAUUUUGGACUAAAUUAGCGGAUCUCCGGACGUUUGUCGAAUCUCAUCGGCAUACGUUACGAGACCUCAAACUGUUCCUGUUGAGCCUGUCGGAGAACGAGUCUUGGAAGACAUUUCUUACCUUGCUUGCGGAGCGUGCACAUUUGGAGAAUCUGGACUUCAACGAUCUGUUAAAAGGCGAUGAUCCCGCUUAUCACGACCAGGAGUUCAUUCACCGCGGCUCCGCCUCCGACAAUUACAACCAUGGGCAGUGGGUCCGUCUGAUCGGAAGGGAACUGGUUCGGUCUCGGCUGCGAGUAAUAGUUCGGGAGGGAGAGUACAUAAAGGUGUAA